This is a messenger RNA of Lonchura striata (white-rumped munia), 623 nucleotides long. The record is from RefSeq and is a predicted model, not a curated record. NCBI's taxonomy places the organism in Eukaryota, Metazoa, Chordata, Aves, Passeriformes, Estrildidae.
UGGGUGGGAUGGGCACUGGUAAAACGGAACGAGGCUCGUACUCGUCGUAUGGCCGAGAUUCCAACCUGCAGGGCUGCCACCAGCCCCUGCUGGGCUCCGAGCUGGAUCUGGCUCCCGGGGCUCUGUCCCCCAGCAAGGGCAGCUCCCAGUUCUACCAGUAUGGGACCCGCCGGAGAGGCCUGCACGGCUCCUCUGUGGAAGUUCAGAGCAAGAAAGUGCGGAAGGUGCCCCCGGGGCUGCCGUCCUCCGUUUACGCCCCGUCCGCUUCCACGGCCGAAUUCAACCGCGACUCACCCGGAUUUUCAGCCAAGGGCGCUUUCCCCUCUUCCUUCUUCAUGCAAGAUGGAGGCGAUCCCUGGAGUGGCCAAGCGGGAUUUUCGGGAAUGUUGGGGAAUUCUUCCCAUUCCAGCAGCUACUGCAGCCUCCACCCCCACGAGCGCCUGCCCUACCCGUCGCACUCGUCGGCCGAGCUGAGCUCGGCGCUGCCGCCGAUGUCGUCCUUCCACCGCUCCAACGCCUUCGGCUCCUCCUGCACCCCCCCGGCCAACGGCGCCGAGCCCCUGCUGGCGAGAAAAAGCAGAAACGACCGCGAGCGGAAAAUCCGAAUUUUCAUUAUUACGUAA